Molecule: messenger RNA, 2041 nt
Organism: Trifolium pratense (red clover)
Lineage: Eukaryota; Viridiplantae; Streptophyta; Magnoliopsida; Fabales; Fabaceae
Exons: 1
Coding region: 35-1540 (501 amino acids)
Source: RefSeq, a predicted model, not a curated record
CCCUGCUCCUAGGAAGUCUAACCUUGAACUAUUAAUGGAAAACUUCAUAACUACCCAAGUUCAAACCAACCUUCAAACUAGUGAGCAAAUUAAGCAAAUAACAAGCAAGUUAGAUGUCUUGACCACUCACAAUAAGAUGUUAGAGACACAAAUCGCACAAGUGGCACAACAACAAGCAUCUACCUCUGCUCCUGCAGGCAUAUUUCCUGGCCAGCCUCAGCCAAACCCUAGGGGACAUGUGAAUGCUGUUAUAUUACGAAGUGGGACACAAUAUGAUGGACCAGCUGAUCCUAGAACUAAAAAUCCUGCCAUGCAACCCAAUUCCGAUAAGACAACUGAGAAGGAGAGUGAACCAAAAGAAAAGGAGGAUAGUGGAGAGGAAACCAAAGAGAAAGAGAAACCUUACGUUCCUCCCCCACCAUAUAAACCACCCAUCCCGUAUCCUCAAAGAUUAGUACAAUCCAAAAACGUAGGGCAGUUUAAGAAAUUUGUAGAGCUUCUACAAAAACUAAACAUCACAAUACCUUUUACGGAAGCUAUCACACAAAUGCCCUCGUACGCUAAGUUUCUUAAAGAUAUCUUAACUAAUAAGAAAAAGAUCGAGGAAGAAGAAACCGUUAUGCUUACUGCCGAGUGUAGCUCCAUACUUCAAAAUAAUAUGCCUCCUAAGCUAAAAGACCCAGGAAGUUUUUCCAUACCAUGUGUCAUUGGAAAACAUGUCAUAGAUAGAGCACUAUGCGAUUUAGGAGCCAGUAUAAGCUUAAUGCCUAUGCCCAUAUAUGAAAAACUUAAGUUAGGAGAAUUGAGAUCAACUAAAAUGUCAAUACAAUUUGCUGACCGUUCUGUCAAAUACCCCCUAGGUAUACUAGAAAACGUGCCAGUACGUAUAGGUCAAUUCUUUAUCCCAACUGAUUUUAUAGUCAUGGACAUUAGGGAAGAUUCCAAUACACCCAUAAUUUUAGGAAGGCCAUUCUUAGCAACCGCCGGUGCCAUAAUAGAUGUGAAAAAAGGAAAACUCACCUUUGAAGUAGGUGAAGAAAAAGUUGAAUUUAUCUUAACACAAUUCAUGAACGCAUCGGCCAUUGAAGAUAAUUGUUACAUGGUAGACGUCAUCCAAGAAUGUAGAAAAGAGAGUGAGAAGGAUCAAACUAAACAUUCUGAAAUUUUAAAAACUUCCACUCCUCCAACUCAUAAAAAUGGUGAUGACGACCUAGCUAAAUGUUUAGAGAUUACACAAGUUCCUAAACCUAGCCAUGCUAAACCAACUUUAAAACUAAAAACUCCAUCAAGACUCCAAAAAGGAACCCCUGUGGCUCCGAAUAAAUUAAAAGGCCCCGUUUCUAAGAAAAUACCUCCCGACAUAUUAAAAGACCACCCAGAAAAUAACAUCGCUCAAAAUAAAAUACCCCCGGGUGUCUCUAAGAAAAAGAAAGAAAAAAAGAAGAGAAGACCUAUGAAAUGGUCUGACAUUUUCAAAUGGAGACCCAAGAAUAUUGAGCAUAAUUUAAAAGAUGUGAGUCUAGAGGAGGAACCAUGUUGACCUAUAGGUCUAGAUAGUCGAGCUAACCGACGUUAAACAAAGCGCUGCAUGGGAGGCAACCCAUGAGUUUUCUUUAAUUCUUGUUUAAUUUUUGCUUUCUUUUAUUUUUGAUUUUUUUUAUGACUAUCUCUGAUGAUCCUAUGACUAAUAGAGCUCCCACGCACAUUUCUCCAAAUGUUGCCGCUGGUGGGGGCGCAAGCAUUGUUCCACCUGCACACACUACACAUUUUUCUAACACUUUUGCAGGUAGUUCCUCCUCAUCAAGGCAAAGCACUAUCGAUGAUGUACUCCAUGAGACACGCGCCCAAAAUGAAUUAAAUCAAGAGCGCGAUGGAUUAUUUUAUGCCAUGCACCAACAACAAGAGGAGAUGAUGGAACGAAUGACAUUCAUGCAAGCCCAGCAAAACCAAAUUCUUCAAAACCAACAUGAGAUGCAGGGCUAUUAUCAUAGAUGGGAGAGCUCAGAAGAGCACCGUCAACAACAGCUCGACAAUGUCAUAC